CACUCACUCACGCUUUCUUAUAGAAGACACAAUCUCAUCACACAGAUACGAUCGAUCUCUGCUCUCAACAUCGCACUCAUUCUUGAUUCGUUUCCAUCUCUUGCCUUUUUGCAGUUCAGUCUAGCUCAAUCUACAAAAAAGUGAAUGCUGAAUCAAAGGACAUAAUCGAUUCUACGUGCGUACGCGCCACGUUUGAAUCAUGCAUUCAGGUAGACCAUCUUCAGCUACGGCUCAACAUGUUAUCAAUAUGAUCGGAAUGGAUCCAGGUCUAGGCUUGAGCAGUGGUGCAAUACAAAGUAUGGGCGGAAGUGGAACAACCAGCAAUGCAACGACGGCAAACGGUUCAGGAGCAGGAAUGACUUCUCAUCCUAGUGCUUUACCGGGCACCUAUCGUUCCACUCCAUCACAACAGCAGCAAUACCAACAACAACCUCUAUCGCCGAGACUUCCGGGAAAUCUAUCUCCUCAGAAUAUUGGGAGCCCGACAGGUAAUCCGAUGUCCAAUUAUGCAUCACCACAAUCUGCUCAAGGUGGAUUAUCACCUCCUUUAAUCCCUUCUACUUCGCAACUUGGACGUAGUCAAUCACUUGGACAUGCUGCUUAUCAACAAUACCACAACCUUCAUCAAAAGCAACAGCAACAUCAGCAUGCACAACAACAAAUGCCACAAUCUUCCACUACGGCAGAUUUGUACAAUAUGCAAGCUGGUGGAUCUUCCUCCAGAAGAGACAGAAGUCAGCAGUAUUCCGAUGGUGGGAUAGGGACAAAGAAUGUCGCAAACGCAAGUAUUUUGCCAACGAUCAAUACACAUAUACCCUCAAGUUCUUUGAUGAAUUCGCCUUAUAGUCCUUCAAAUCGACAUUCAAUGAUGUUUGACCCUUCUGCUUCGGCAAGAUUGUCUACUGGAUCUUCAGCAGCAACAGGCCCUACUCAACCACACUCUCCAGGUACUACUGCAGCAACAUCUUAUGGAUCUCCUUAUAUACCCUCGCAACAUCUUCCACCACAACAUAUGGCGGGAACACGACCGAUGAGCAUGGUAGACCCAUCAAGUGGUUAUAAUCAAGGCUUGGCGGCGUCAUAUGGAGGAGCGCAAACAAUCUCUCCUGUGGCCGGGUCUAGCAAACGAGCGUCUGUUCCUCAUCCUCAGAAUACGAUGGAUCAAGGACAUGUUUUGCCCCUGCAUAAUUCGCCGCAGAUCAAUUCACCCAGUGGAUAUGGCGACUCAUUGCCUUUAUACAGUAAUGCAUCUUCCAGCAGACCGCCCCUCUCAUCACCUUAUAUGCCCAUGUCUCCAAGCACAGCCAAUCGCGUAGGUGCGCCUCCUCGAACGACAACAAUCAGUGGUGCUUACUCGCCCGUUCAUGUUGCUUCGGAUCGGAUGAGCAUUGAACCAAAUGCACAAGCGACACCUCGAAAGGAGAGAAGGAAUACAGUCACCAGUAACGAUACCGUCACACGUCAGCAGCUUGGUCAAUUUGAGGAAUGGGAACGUAAACAGCGCGUACUUCAAAAACGGCAAGAGGGCUUCCGGAGAGUACGUGAUUUGAACGAUCUAAAAGUCAAUCUAGAACCUGCUCAACAAGGAAUAGGAAGACGUGCUGAUCCGAUGGGUGGGUAUGUGAGCCCAUUAAAAGCAAUGACUGCCUAUUUGCACCACACGUAUCAUUUGGUCAAUCCAGCUUUCUUUUAUGAAUUGUCCUUUAAUCCUCGACGUGUUCUUACGAAGCCUAGUAGGCCGAUGCAUAAUGAUGGUCAUGACAACGAGGACAGCGAUUAUAUCUUGUACGUAAACGACUGGCUUGGAACAGAAGAAGGCAAUCGGUAUUUGAUCUUGGACAUCUUGGGCCAAGGUACGUUCGGACAAGUGGUCAAAUGUCAAAAUAUGAAGACGCGCGAGAUCGUGGCUGUAAAGGUGAUCAAAAACAAGCCAGCCUAUUUCAACCAGAGUAUGAUGGAAGUUACGAUUUUGGAAAUGCUGAAUGGAAAUUGGGAUCCAAACGAUGAACAUCAUAUUCUUCGUUUACGCGAUACCUUUAUUCAUGCAAAGCACUUGUGUUUGGUAUUCGAGCUUCUCUCGUCGAAUUUGUACGAAUUGAUCAAGCAAAACUCGUUUAGAGGAUUGAGCACAAGUUUGGUCAGGGUAUUCACUACACAACUCUUGGACGCUUUAACGGUUCUUAAUGAGGCAAGAUUGAUUCACUGUGAUUUGAAGCCGGAAAAUAUUCUCUUGAAAACGCUGCAAACGCCAAGUAUCAAAUUGGUCGAUUUCGGAAGUGCUUGUCAUGAAAGGCAAACAGUAUACACCUAUAUCCAAAGUAGAUUUUACCGGUCGCCAGAAGUGUUGCUAGGAUUGCCUUACAAUUCGGCAAUCGACAUGUGGUCUUUGGGAUGUAUUGCGAUCGAGCUGUUCUUGGGUUUGCCGCUGUUCCCAGGUACUUCAGAAUACAACCAAAUUUGCCGUAUUGUGGAGAUGCUUGGGCUGCCGCCGAGAUGGAUGUUAGAACAAGGAAAGCAAACGGGAGAAUUCUUUAAUGUGUACACGGAUGAAUACGGACGCAAGCAGUUCAAGCUCAAAAGCAUUGAUCAGUACAGUAAAGAGCAUAAUACACCUGAACAACCUUCUAAGCGAUACUUCCAAGCGACAACAUUGCCGGACAUCGUUAAAACGUACCCUAUGUCACGAAAGAGUGGAAAAGCUACGGAUGUGCAAAAGGAGAUGGCUAAUAGAGCAUCCUUUAUUGAUUUCACCUCAGGUUUACUGAACAUGGAUCCUAACUUGCGAUGGACUCCGCAACAAUCCAAAUUGCAUCCUUUCAUUACGGGAGAAAAGUAUGUGCACCCAUUCAAGCCGCCAGUCACCUCACCUGGUUCGAUUCAACGAUCUACCAGACCAGGUGGUAGUGCAGCACAAGUCAAUACAAGUGAUCCAAGUAGGCAUCCCUUUGGUGGUCUGCCUGAAACGCCAGCAAGGUCAACGGGAAGAACGUAUCAAGAUGCUGCCGCUUAUAGUCAACAUUUGGCACAACAACAAGCCUAUAAUGCAGCCCAUCAGGCUAGACAGAAUCAGAUCAAUAACCCCUACGUGCGAGAAGAUGCAGCAAGGGCGGAAGCGGAUGCUCAAGUCGGUUCCAAUCAGGCUCAGGUAGCUGCUGCCCAAGCACAUGCUCAAGCCCAAGCUCAGGCUCAGAUGCACGCACAAGCACAAGCACAAGCACAAGCAGCACAAUUGCAAGGAACCGCCAUGUCACCGCAAUACGGUCAACUGCCUGGCGGUGCGAUCCAAGAUGGACGUGGUAGCGCAUCUGCUUAUACGCAAAAUCGAAGCAGAAGCAAUACAUUGACGAGAAUGGAAGUUAUACCACCGCAAAUGGCAAAGAUGGGCUUGGAAGCUGGUCACAGGAUGACGCCAGUGAUGAACAGAGAUGAAAGUAUGCGGGAAUGGGAGCGUCAGCAACAAGCAGGUGCUAAUAAUCAAGUGGGAAGUGGAUCGAUGGGAAACACAAAUCAAGGUAAAUCGUCGGCGCGAUCUGGAAAGCAACGAAAUGAUUAUCACAAUCUUGAUUUGCUUCAUCAACAAGCUGAGCAGCAAGCACAAAGAACUGCUUCGUACAACGGCCAACAGCAACAGGUACCCUACCAAUCGCCGAACUCUAACGCUCAGAACUGGCAAGCGGCUGCAAAUUCGUUGGUAGGUAUGGCGAAUCCACAGCAGCCUUCUAGUGGUGGAUCUGGCUACAUUCCAUCCUCAAGCAUGUCUCCCACCGGUAUGAAGAGCCGACAACACUCUUUUAGCGUUGUCGUAGAUGGUCAGCAACAACAACAACGCUUACCAGCUUCCGCUUCUGCCAACUUUGCUGGUUCAUCGCCAAAGAUGCAAGGCGGAACGUUGCCUACUCAAAUUGCAGCCCCACCUCCUGCUGCUUACACUUCAAAUUCACGUCAACCACUUUCUGCUCCUAACACAAAUGGAGCUGUUGCGGGUUUAAGCUUUGAUCCAUAUCAGACAGAUAUUGCACAAUUGCAACCGGCUUUGCAUCCUACGCAAUAUCAUACUGUUGGACAUGCGCCAAUGAGUGCAGGAAAUCCACAAGCACGUCAUUCGAUGGGAGGCGGAACGAUGCCUGCAACAAAUCGACAUUCGAUCGCAAUUCCACAUGUUUCUUCACCCAAUUCAGUUUUGACAAAUUCGGGAGGUGGAAUGAUUGGUAGUAAUUCUUUGGCCAAUUUGCAAGGAUUGUAUACCAAUCCUGCAUCUGAUCCGGCUAUUGCUGCACAUCAACAACAGCGAAGUGAUGGCUAUGGUGGAUUGUCGGAUUUGAUGUUUUCGGGCGGUGGUGGAGCACAGCAACAACAACAUAGAUUUGCCCAUCAACAAUCUCCCGUUCAGCCUACACAAUCACCGAAUGAUUUUAACGGUUUACCACAAUAUCAAACGAGGCGGUAUUGAUGAGAUGUAGUAAGGGAAGAAGAAGAAGUGGAUUCCGCGGUUUUUUUGGAUGGUUUGAUCGAAAAAAGCACAUUAUGAUUUAUUGUACUGCAAUCUUUUCGUCUUACUUUCACUGAUGAAGAAAUGUUUUUAAUGAAUUUUGCCAUUUAUUGGCAAUUAUGCUCGGAA
Molecule: messenger RNA, 4618 nt
Organism: Meira miltonrushii
Lineage: Eukaryota; Fungi; Basidiomycota; Exobasidiomycetes; Exobasidiales; Brachybasidiaceae
Exons: 1
Coding region: 200-4450 (1416 amino acids)
Biological process (GO): peptidyl-serine phosphorylation; peptidyl-threonine phosphorylation
Cellular component (GO): nucleus; cytoplasm
Molecular function (GO): ATP binding; protein tyrosine kinase activity; protein serine/threonine kinase activity
Source: RefSeq, a predicted model, not a curated record